UCCACGGCGCAUGUUUGUGCGUAACGCAUCAUGUGAUGUAAUACGGUUACCCAUCGAUUUAAUUGCAAGUGCAGCGGCAUGCUCGAGUAAGUCGGUAUUUGCAUAUGGAUUAGGGUGUGCGUGUUUUUCCCUGGGAGGCGCGGAGCUGUCCCAAACUGAUGGAUGCUGUCGCUGCUGCCGCGUGAACCGGUGAUGCUGCUGCGCUCGAGCCGCUGAGCUUUCUCUCUCUCUCUCUCUCGUUCGCUCGCUCUCUUUCCCUUUCACACACUCUCUCUCUCUCCAUCCUCUCCCUCCUCGCUCCUCUCCUCCACACGCACAAAACGCUCUGUCAUGGCGUCUUCCAACCAUGUUACCCCUACCAACUGUAGCUGGUGGCCCAUCUCAGCCAUGGAUGAAGACGGCAAAAUCACAGACGGGGAGGAGUGCGAAGAACCGGCGGCAGAGCCCAAACCCUUCAACAAAGACAGGCUCGUUUUGUACCACUGGACGCAAUCUUUCACCUCCCAAAAGGUACGGCUCGUCAUUAAUGAGAAGGGUCUGGUCUGUGAGGAGAGGGAUGUGAGCUUGCCACUGCAGGAGCACAAGGAGCCCUGGUUCAUGAGGCUGAACCUGGGCGAGGAGGUGCCCGUCUUCCUCCACGGAGACACCAUCAUUAGUGACUACAACCAGAUUAUAGAUUACAUGGAGAAAACCUUUGUGGGAGACACAGUGGCUCAGCUGAUCCCUGACGCAGACUCGCCUCUCUACGAUCGUGUGCAGCAGUACCGUCAGCUGCUGGAUGGUCUGCCCAUGGAUGCGUACACACAUGGCUGCAUCCUUCAUCCAGAGCUCACGACUGACUCUAUGAUCCCAAAGUACGCCACAGCAGAAAUACGUAGACAUCUGGCCAACGCUGCGACAGAGCUGAUGAAGCUGGACCACGAGGAGCCUCAGCUGACAGAACCGUACCUCUCCAAACAGAAGAAGCUAAUGGCAAAAAUCUUGGACCAUGAUAAUGUGAAUUACCUGAAGAAAAUUCUGGGAGAGUUAGCCAUGGUUUUAGAUCAAGUGGAAGCUGAACUGGAGAAAAGAAAACUAGAGUAUCAAGGCCAAAAGUGUGAGUUGUGGCUUUGUGGACCUGAAUUUACACUAGCUGACAUCUGCCUCGGAGCCUUGUUGCACAGGCUCAAGUUCUUGGGACUUUCUAAGAAAUACUGGGAGGACGGCAGUCGGCCCAACCUGCAGUCCUUUUUUGUGCGUGUGCAAAAACGCUACGCUUUUCGAAAGGUCUUGGGUGACAUCCACACGACCCUCCUGUCGGCAGUCCUACCCAACGCCUUCCGGAUGGUAAAAAAGAAGCCGCCGUCCUUCUUCGGGGCCUCUUUUCUCAUGGGUUCACUGGGCGGGAUGGGCUACUUUGCCUACUGGUAUUUAAAAAAGAAAUACAUGUAGUGAAUGCCCACUUGUUGUGUUAUAUGUCUGUGUAUUUGUGUGAUGUUUAAACUUUUCUGUAAUGUUUUAUGACUGCAGGAAAACAUAAUGAAUCUAUAUAGAGAACACUAUUACUUACCUGGGUGAACAAAGAAAUAUUAAAACAUUCCAUAAUAAGAAAUUCUUAACAGCACAUUUUCUGGUAAUCAAGGCCUUCGUUAAAGUUUAAUUACUGGAAACUUGCAGCUCUUGUGCAUGCAAGUCCUCAUUUAACUUUUGUUGAAGGCAUGCAUCAGGUCCACCUACACUGAAAUCUUAAAGUGAAAAAAAAAAACCCAGAUAAAACUUUAAACACAAUAACAACAGGGUUUAACUGACCUUCGCAUGCCACUAUUAUAGUCAUUACUCAUACCUGCUCCUCACUCCUCCAUCUACCUGAGGUAUAACCAGUAAAACCACAGGGACAUGUACAUGACGAUUACUUUCUGAAAAGUGCUGUGCUGCCAGAAACUGCCACAUGUAAUGAUGAAAGGAUGGAGGCAAACUUUAAAGGUAUGCUUUGACAUUUUGGGAAAUGUGCUUAUUGGCUUUAUUGAUGAGGCGUGGAUGAGAAGAUCGAUACUACUCUCUGUGUAGGUGUUAAAUAUGAAGCUACAGGCCAAGAGGGUGAUUAGCUUAGUUUAAACACUGAAAACAAGCAAAACAGCUGCUCUGUCACUGAAAUGUGAAUACCAGCACCAGCUAGGUAUAGAAUGUGAUUUUCACAUAAACGGCAUGAAACAGAAGCCAAGACCAGUAAAUGGCUUUGUCUCAUUUAAAUAUGAAAAACAUAAUUAUGCUUCACCGUUAACAUGCUAGGUCUAAUCGAAUUAUCACACUCAGCUAGUGAUAAUUCAGUCAAAUUGUCACACUCCACAUGUAAUUUGAUUAAACACAAACACAUUAGCUAUAUUUUGCAAUAUGCACUGCUGGACAGUAGAAUCUGAUAUAUUAAAACUGAGCAGAUAAUUUGGAUAAUAAUGCAAGGCGCGCUUCAGUCAAUAUUGUGCUUAAGUGGUGCAAAUCACUUAACACAUUUCUAAUGACUCAAACUGCCACUCCACUUUGGGUGGCAUGACAUUGCGGUGUGGUGGUUUGCACUGUUGACUGGGAGCACUCACUAUAUGCUGGAUUUUUCUUUCAGCAGCUCCAUAGAUGUUCAAGUUGGGCCAAUUAUUGCUUCUAAAUUGGCCAUAGGUGUGGAUGUGAGUAAGACAAAGUGCUGUUUGAAAAUGUGAAUGUUUGGUUUGUAGUGGAAAUGCUUUGAGUGGUCCAGUCAGACUGUCGUUCUACUUUACCUGGUUGUUAGUCCUAUUUUUUAAAAUAAAGUAAAGCAGAGUAUCAAACAUACAUAAAGUGUGUCACAUUACAAGAUAUGAAUAUCUUCCAGUGUCAUGAUGAAUCACAAAGGGGAAAGGUUAAAAAGAAAGUUUUAAAAACAAGAGCAGAAGAAGAAAUCUGCUUUUGUCUAUUUGUGUUUCUUUUGGGGGACUAAACCUUGCUCCUGAUAGAAGCACGUUAGGGAAGCUAAAGGUGCAAAACAGUGUGUGGGUCUUUGAGAAGACCGUCAUUUCAUGCAAAUGUUUCCAGUCUUAAUGCUGAACUAAGCAGCUGUAGCUUCAUGAUCAUGCACACAAUGAAAGCAGUACCCAUCUUCUCAUCUAACCCUCAGAAAUAAAGUGGAAAAAUCUCCCAAACUCUAAAAGUGCUCCUUUAACUUAUUGUACACCCAAAAUGUAAUAACACACAGAGACAUGCACACGUGUGUCCAGAGUCAGUUUAUUUAGAGCACCACAGAUCACACAGCACACAGCGGUCCACUGUCACUAUCUUUGUCGCUGAGCAGAGGAAAAUCUGGGUGUUUGAAAAGUUACACUUGGCUCUACUGAUAGCAAAACAAUAAAUUCUGCAUCUAUGGCACAAUAGUGAUGACUUAGGGUUAGGAUGUAUGUUUCAUUGCAUGGAUUACUUUCGUAUUGUGUACACUGAGGGGUUUUUUUGUGGCCCAGAGGCAGAAUUUAUGACAUGACUAAGCCACAGAUUUCUAAAUAUUCAGUUGGUAACUGUAACCUUUGAAGCACCUGCACUGCACCGCGUGUCUGAGACGGUCCCUCAGCAAUACUGAGCAAGAAAAAGCGCACUGGAAUUCACUGCUGUUUGUUUGUCUCUGCUGACUUCCUCCUGACAGAUGCAAGAUUGUUUUUAACAGAUAGAUAUUUUUAAUUACACACGGUCACAUUUAUUUUACCAUGCUUAAUUUUUAAUGAGCUUAAAGGUUAAACAAUGGGAACGAGGGAAGGAAAAAGCUGACUCAUCUGAAGGCUAAAGGAGCAUGAUGGUGAGAAGCAGAGCCUUUCCCCUCUCAGCUAGCCUUCCCAGCUGUCUCGUUGUUUCUUAAUGCAGUUUAUUUUUCUUACUCCACAUUAUGUUAACCUUUAACGGGAACCACUUUGUGUUUCUUUGCCAGAUGUCUGUGCUUUUUAAAAAAAUCCAUGUUAUCAUGUGCGCUCUUUGGGUUUAACUCAUUGUUGUGAGGUGCUGGCUGGAGUUGUAAGCUGCUUUUGCUUUUUCUUGGCUGGUUAUCCCGACAUUCUUGCAGUAAGAACUCACAGUGCAGCGACUCAUUCUCUCAUUAUAACUGCUGCUCAAGACAUUAAUAAAUAACAGAGGUCAUGGAGAGUUUUCCAGGAUGCGCCCUGUUUUCCACUGUCACACAAACUCGGCUCUGCAGGUGGUGAUUAGCAUCUGACUGCAGCAGAAAAGGCUGAACCACAGACAAUGAUCAGUACUCCUUUAAUAGAAGUUUGUUGCUGUUUCAUGUCUUGUAGCAGAAUCUGUUUUUUAUUAAGAAAACCAAAGUGUACCCAGUUUAAUUUUUGAUAUGGAGAAUGCAGGGCGGCCAGUGAGAUCAAUAAAUCCUUCUUGUCUGGAAAGAAGACAUUUGAGAUACACAUUAAAGUACUUGAUUUCAAGAUGUUCAGAAGGGAGGUCAAUGAGAUUUCCAAAGUUUGAAAGCAAGCAAAAGAGGAGAUAUGUGUCCAGUUACAAAUAAAUCAAAUAAUUAGCUUAACUGUGUUCUCAUUCAUGUUGAGAUUUUCAUGCUAAAACGGUUCAAUAAUUGACACUGUGGGGGCAAAUGCCAAGAAACGUCAUAACCAGCCAAUCACUGUAAACGCCUGGUACAUUUUGAUUAUUGCAAGCACAGCUGUUACGAUUCCACUGCUUCCUCUGACUGAAAUCACACUACCCGAGGGGUCGGAUCUGUACUUCUCGGAUCCAACAAAGAGUUCAAGUCGAAGAAAUCCCAGUUGUGAUUUGCAGCCAUUAUAUUUCACUAUAGUAUUUUUUUAUUUUUUACUUUUUAUUUUUUAUAUUUCUAUAUAUGCAUUUAUUUAUGGUGCUUUUUAUGAUGUUUGUUCAUAAGCCUUAAUUUAUUCAGUUGCCAUCAAUGACCAAUAAAUAAUGAAAAUAAAUAAUGGAACGUUUUUUUUGUUGGUUUAUUUGGACAAAAACUCAGAGCUUCCUGCACAGAGGAGAAAGUCCGUUUUUUUAUAUUUGAUACAUAAAUCCCAACAGCAGAAAACUGAAACAUUCUUCUGUGAUUUACAUAUGUAAGCUUAACAGAAGUUUAACAAAAUAUGACUGGUGUCAUUCUAUAUUUUUCUCAUAGCUCACUCUUUUUACACAAAUCUCUCUGGCUCCUCCUUCCUGCUGACUGUGUAAAUCAAAAAUAUAAAAGUUCAGCUUUUAAAGUGAAAUUUAUGCUGUGGUUUCUACCAGAGAUGUACUGCUGAGUGUUUAAGGCAGCAAGAUUGUAUAAGUGGGAAUUCAGAUUUAUUCAUAUAAGGCCAAAUCACACAGAUCAAGGUGCUUUAUAGUGUGAGCUAAGGACCAUCAGAUGAUCCCCUACAAGCACUUAGUGACAAUGAGGAGGAAGAACUCCCUUUUAAAAAGGAAGAGAGGGCUAACCUAGGCCAGCUGGGGUUUGAGGGUUAAGUAGGGCAAGACAGGAGAUUACGACCAACAAGCAGGUCCAAACACAAACUACAGAAGUUAAUGACAUGCAGCAGUGACGAAUAAACACGUGUGAAGUGGAGAGUACUCAGUGCAUCAUGGGAAGUCGUCUAGCAGCAUAACUAAGGGAUGAUUCAGGGUCACCCAACUAACUAUAAACUUUAUGGAAAAGAAAAAUCUGAAGCUGAAUCCUAAAAAGCAAAGGGAGCACCAGUAAACUACACUGUUCAGCAUUUUUAAUAGCUUUUGUUCGGAAACAGAAAAUUAUGGCACAGAAGAAUAUUAAUCUUGGUCUGACUGGUCUUUUAAAGACCAGUUAAAAUAAAAAUUGAUAGUGUUUCGAAAGCGGAUGCCAACAUAAGUAUAAAGUUGUUUUUCCUCCAUGUUUUUAAACUAUAUCUUUGCUGUAGGGAAUAAAUAGUUUUCUUUAAACAGUUUAGGCAUUUUUUCAUGAAAUAAUUAACA
Oreochromis aureus is the source of this 5928-nucleotide messenger RNA. It is a transcript of the gene gdap1l1, whose product is annotated as ganglioside induced differentiation associated protein 1-like 1. The record is from RefSeq and is a predicted model, not a curated record. The coding region runs from base 331 to 1431 and encodes 366 amino acids. Lineage: Eukaryota; Metazoa; Chordata; Actinopteri; Cichliformes; Cichlidae. The transcript has 6 exons.